CAUAACCCGCCUUACUCUCCCUCUGAUUGGCUAGUACUUAUUGUCUGCUCUGGUUGGGCUGGUACGAUUCAGGCAAAAUGAUUGGUUAGGGGAAGCUAUGUCAGGCUAAGCCAGAGGCAGAGUAGGGCGGGCCAUGACUUCGCCAUCCUGGGAAAAAAUCUCCGGACGACGGGGCUACUCCUACUCCGGCUACUCCUGCUCUCUCUCUGCUCUCUCUCUUCUGCUCUCUAGUCUCUUCCUGGAUUGGAAGUCAAUAGCUGAUACGUUCUGAAGAUGAGCUACCCAGGAUACCCUCCUCAGUCCGGUGGAUACCCACAACAGCCAGGGGGUUACCCAUCUCAACCAGGGGCAUAUCCACCCCAAGCAGGGGGCUACCCUCCUGCAGCAGGGGGCUACCCUCCAGCAACAGGGGGCUACCCUCCAGCAGCGGGAGGCUACCCCCCACAGGCAGGCGGAUACCCACCUCAGGCUGGCGGAUACCCACCUCAGGCCGGCGGUUACCCUCCGGCAGCAGGAGGCUACCCCCCACAGGCAGGCGGAUACCCACCCCAGGCUGGCGGUUACCCUCCUGCAGCAGGCGGUUACCCUCCCCAGGCCGGUGGCUACCCUGCCCCAGCUGGAGGCUUCCCUCCCCAGGCAGGAGGAUACCCAGCACAGUCUGGAGCAGGAGGCUAUCCCUCCAUGCCUCCUGGAGGUGGAGGCUGGGGUGCAGCACCAGGCGGCCAAGGAGUGCCAGGAGGGGCUCAGCAGGGAUACCCAGGGGGCCCCGCCCCAGGCCAGCCCAUGCCAAAUUACCCAGGAGCCCCCGCAACUAACCCCUCAAUGCCUGGAUAUGGAGGUGGAGCUCCAGUCAACCCUCAGGCACCUGCUAUUUCUCAAGGAUACAGGGGUUCUAUAAAAGACUUUCCAGGAGCAGAUUCACUGAGAGAUGUUGAGGUUCUUCGAAAAGCUAUGAAGGGUUUUGGCACUGAUGAAAAAGCCAUUAUUGAACUUCUGGGAAAUCGUACCAGCAAGCAGAGGGUUCCAAUGGUAGCAGCGUACAAAACAACUUAUGGGAAGGAUUUAUUUAACGAUCUGAAGUCUGAGCUCACUGGAAACUUUGAGAAACUUGUUGUUGCUAUGCUGAAGAGCCCUUCACAUUUUGAUGCAUCCGAACUGAGAGAAGCUAUAAAGGGUGCAGGAACUGAUGAAGCUUGUCUGAUUGAGAUUCUUGCAUCACGCACCAAUGCAGAAAUUCGGGAAAUCACCAGAAUCUACAAAGCUGAGUAUGGGAAGAGCCUGGAGGACGCCAUCAGCAAUGACACCUCCGGUCACUUCCGCAGACUUCUGAUCUCUCUCUCUCAGGGUAAUCGUGAUGAAAGGGAGACGGUUGAUGUUGCCUUGGCCAAACAGGACGCGCAGAAACUGUAUGCUGCUGGGGAAAAUAAAGUAGGAACUGAUGAGUCUCAGUUUAAUGCCAUCCUGUGUGCUCGCAGCAAGCCUCACCUUCGAGCGGUCUUCCAGGAGUACCAGCAGAUGUGUGGGAGAGACAUUGAGAAGAGCAUCUGCAGGGAAAUGUCUGGCAAUGUGGAGUCUGGCAUGGUGGCCGUGGUGAAAUGCAUCAGAAACCCACAUGCCUACUUUGCUGAAAGGCUCUAUAAGGCCAUGCAGGGAGCAGGGACCAAGGACACAACCCUCAUCCGUAUCAUGGUGUCCCGCUCUGAGGUAGAUAUGUUGGACAUCAGACAGGCGUAUGUGAAGGCUUACGGCAAAUCACUGUACACUCACAUCUCAGGUGAUACCUCCGGGGAUUACCAGAAGUUGCUGUUGAAGCUGUGUGGAGGUAACGACUAAAAGAAAAGAAAGAUGACCCUCCAUACGGACAAAAUAUAUGUCCACACUAAAAUCGUUGUUUUUGGACCAUAUAUCACCUCCGAUGCAUGCAGUUAAAGUUAGUUUUCCUAUGAAAACAGCCAAUCAUUUGUAUUCCUUUUGUAAUCUCUUUAGUGACAUUAUAGAUUCAUAUUUAGCUACUGUUUGUAGUAGAUGAUUGCCAAAAAGUAAAUAUAUAUUACUAAGAUGAUAUUUUUUUUAAAGACACAGUAGAUGGCUUUGUAAUUAUUGGGUAAAAGGUGGGGUCAUAAAGCAAAAAGUGGAUGCCCAAAAAUUUCCUACUUGAUGAAGAAAUUAACCAUAUAACUAUGCUAACUAUAUUAUAGAAUAGUAUUUAAAAUUGC
Etheostoma cragini (Arkansas darter) is the source of this 2216-nucleotide messenger RNA. RefSeq names its product annexin A11b (gene anxa11b). Gene Ontology annotation, molecular function: calcium ion binding; calcium-dependent phospholipid binding. NCBI's taxonomy places the organism in Eukaryota, Metazoa, Chordata, Actinopteri, Perciformes, Percidae. The record is from RefSeq and is a predicted model, not a curated record. The transcript has 15 exons. Gene Ontology annotation, cellular component: cytoplasm. Bases 274 to 1833 code for a protein of 519 amino acids. Gene Ontology annotation, biological process: phagocytosis; cytokinetic process.